CCCAAAGGACUCUCAAAACACACCUGCUGCUUAAUUGUUAGGUUUAUACGCUGCAUUGCCUCCAGGAGCUCAGGGUGGUCAACACCACACUCCUGUUUCCCCCCACCCCCUCUGAAACUGGGCUGGAAGAGAGGGCCUCGGGUCUCCCUGUGAACUGGCUGUGGAUUUGAACUUGGGUCUCCCCUGUCCUUGUCCCCCACCUUCCCCAUUUUGCUAUUCUGAUGGGGUUUGCAACAGGAUUAGGGACAGACCCUGCUUCCAGUUGGCUCGGCUUCAGAUUUCCUGUUAUACCCAUUUCAUCAAUAGAGGCGAACCCUAUACCCCCUUCAGUCCAGGAUUGCAGACACCUGGUGCUCCCUCGCUUGGCCAGCUCCAGGUUUAGCUGUUCCAUGGGCUCCAGUUGCCUAAAUCUUUCCCUUCCCAGAUCGCUGAAACUCUCAAGAUUAGGAGAGGGGCGGGAGGGAAGGAUUGGUCUUGGGUGCCUAUUGGCUAUCUUAAGAGGCAGUCAGGAAGGCAGAUAAAUAUAACAUUGGUGGUGAAUGCGGUACAGGGAAAUGAAAUGGACACCCUUUCUAUUCGCCUCUUCCUCCCAACCAGAUGGGAGCCAAUGGGAAGGGGUGAAGUAUUGGGUAACAGAUCUCUAGCCCAGCCACCGCUGUAGAGAGGGGAAUCCCCCUGAAAUUAAAAUCUAGUUUUCAUUCUCAUGUUUAUAACCACUUGAGUGUGACAGUUUUAUCAGGUUGCUUUCAAACUUGGGGGAGUUUUAAGUUUUGAUUUCCUGCUGUGAGUCACGAUAGACAUUCAUUGGACAUUAAAUUUUAAUUGUAUAGCCAUUGUUUUUCCUUUCGGAGUUGCAUGGAGUUGUCUUCUGUGAAGCCAGGUGGUUUGCCUGUGAAGCGUAAUUAACGGGAGUCGCUGGGUUGAACAGGGACUGACUUCAUUCCAGCACGUGCUUUGUCGUUUAAUGAUGGUUGCUCUCCUUGGAAAACUCUCCCUUCAGCCCUGCGCUCACCAGAGAGCUGCCUUACUUGACUGUAAACAUCACUGGGAUGUUUUCAGCUUUCCCGAAUGAGGCGCCCUUCUGACGUUGUGGGGCACAACUCUCAGCAUUGCUCUCCAGCCAGGGAAGUCAGGGACCCCGCAGGUCCCAGCAUUGCAUCCCAGCUGUUGGUCAAGGCAGGUUCUUGGACCUCUGACUUGAGUAAGCCUCAGGGUCACUGUCCUUAACGACUAUCGGUCCGUGUGCCAAGCUGAGAGGAAUUAGAAUUGAGGACUGGCCUAGGGUCAGGCUAUCUUUGGUCCGCAAUAGCGUGGCAGUGGGUUGGCAAAAGGUGCUCAGCGCUGCCCAAGAAUCCUGUAGCUUUAGUAACAAAGAUGGGUUAAGGAACACUUCCUUGCUUUCGUUGGUGCAAAGCAGGAUAGAAACGAUGUUCAUAAGCGCGAUUUGCCUUUAGCUGAAUCAGUUUCCCAGGAACUGAAUUGUCACACGAGAAAGGUGUGUGGGAACAUUUGUUAGCCCUAUCUGCGGCUUAGUCUCCAUCCUCCAGAUCCAUCCUGGCCCUCCGUCGUCCUCCAGGCCUGGGUAAAGUUCCUGGCUGGGCCUUGAGGUUAAGAAAUCUGGCUGGUGCCUGCAGCUCUCAGCUGCAUUGGGGUUUGCUUUCUAUUCUGGAAAGGGGAAGCAAGUCAGUGGGAGCCUUCAGCCUCUUGGAGAAGAGCGAAAGAGCUGUUCUCAUUGGUUCAGUGCAGGAAUGGUUUUUUCCUACACACAGCUGCAUGUUAUCCGAUGCGCUGAAUGAACCUUUGUUUGAAGAAAUGUUGUUAGUUUUGGCUUAGGGAGAGCUGAAUUAAUACGUCUGCUUCCCCAGAAGAGAAAUUAGAUUAAUACACAACCCACACACACACACACUAUCCCAGGAGAAACUGUGCAUAGGAGCCAAAAAUAUUUUUUUUAUCUUGUGUAUGGGGAAAGAUAUACUUAAACUGGUUUUGAUUUAUUCUUUUACCCUGGAAAAGACCUCUAGCAACUGCUGUUUAAGGUCCUGAAGGAAAGCGAAAGAGCCACAGUUUUUGAGGUAAAGACCUGCGGUACAGGUGUGUCCGGUGUACAGGAGUCUGUCUUCCUUUUGUGUGAUGUUGUUUUCAAAAGCAUAGUGAGGGCCGAGGCGCCUCUCAGUGGCCUCAAGACCAUGGGCUAUUCUGCCCUGAAAGCUUAAAAGGAGAUUUUGCCGGCUGUACAGUCUGAGUGAUGGAACAGAAGGGAACCCAGCUGUCAGGCCUGCCCUGUCUAGACCUACAUCUGUCAUGCCUGUGGGCUGUUACAGGAUUAUUUCAGGAAUAAUGCGGCUAAACAGAGGAGCAAGCAGACACAGGGCUGACAGCAGAAUCCAGAAUAGAGCAAUGGGGUGGAGUUACCAUCUGUGGGGGAAGCUGGUACAUUCAGAAACAGCAAAAAAAUCAGGAGCGUUGAAUUAAAAGUGGGAAUCGAUGAUGUCUGCCGGGUAGAAGGAGGACCAUUGCAGUUUGUCCCAACCACGCAUAUUCCCAUCUUGUGGAACUCUAGCUCAGAAUUCCUUUGGCCAUACCGACUGGGGGGUUUUGAGGGUUGCCUUUCCCCUCAAAUGCAAGGUUGGGAAGAGCUGGAUGUCGGAUUAGCCAGAUGCCCUCCACCUCUGGUGCCACUGGGUCUCCACCUCCAGGAACUCCCAGCUGAUGCGGCCUUUGGGAGUCCUGGAAAGGGCAGAUCCCACACUCCCGGAGGACACCAGACACGGAGAGACUCAACUAGGUUAAUCAGAGCCAUUAUUUACCAGGUGGCUCCCUGUUCCUUAAAUCGCUGCGGUGUGGGAGUAGGUUAUGUGAAUGCAGCGCAAAGAGAAGAUCUGAACUCUGGACUCGUAGCAUGUCUCAACCAGUGACUUCCAGGAUCUGGAAAAUAUGUCACCUGCAGGCACCCUUAGGAAGAGAGGAAGGAGCCACCCAAUGCUGGCCACUUAUUUUUUCAGUCCUUUUCCCCAAUACAGGGAAGUCCUUCUCUUCUCGGCAUGGCAUGGCAUGACUUUACUUUGCCAACCUUACUGUCUUUAGCCAUGCAGGCAGCCAAAGAGAAGAGCCUGGGCCAUGGGCUACUUGGUGUGGAUCUCUUUUGGAUGCCCCGCCACGCUUCUGGUCAGUUUGGCUCAAAUCCGGCCUUCUGAGAACAACUGCUGCCUACCUUAGACCGCACAGAAGCACGAUUCUUUUCCUUGGUUAAAACGGGAGGUUCUUUUCCUUUCGAAAGCAGAAAUAUUUUUUCCCUCCCCUCUUAGAACGGGCUCAGCUUUUAGAAUACCCUCCCCGCAACUCCCCGUUGCGCCUGUUGAAGAAAAUUUGACAAGUUCCCAAUGUUAACGUCCGUGGAUGCUCCAAAAGUGGAAACUGGCAUGGUGCUGGAAAAAAGCGUGUGAUUCCUUUCAAAAGUUUAUGUGGGGAAUGCAGGGCAGCCGCGGAGCUAAUGAUAGAUGUCUGUUUCUUUGUAUUUACGUCUUAAAGGCAAAUCUGCUCUGCUUUGUUACAGUGGGACAUUGGUUUCCCCCAAGUGGAAGAAUUUCAAAGGGUUGAAGCUACUGUGUAGAGAUAAAAUCCGGCUCAACAACGCCAUCUGGAGGGCUUGGUACAUCCAGUAUCUAGAGAAGAGGAAGAAUCCUGUGUGCAAUUUUGUGACUCCCUUGGAUGGUUCUAUAGAAGUUCCCGAGGUAUGUCAGGGUGUUAGAACGAAUGAGAAAUAUUGGAGGCGGCGGAUUAACAUAGUCAUCCGGGAAUAUCACAAGUGGCGAACCUACUUCAAAAAAAGAUUACAGAAGCACAAAGAUGAAGACCUUUCCAGUUUGGUUCAGGAUGAUGGCUCCUUCGGGAAGGAGAUGCCGAUGGAACUGGAAGAGUUUUUCAGCACAGACGAUUAUGUGUCGGGGUCUUCGGACACCCUCUUCUCCACGCUGUCUAGUCACCAUCUGAUCAGCUGGCCCAAUCCCAGGGAGAGAGCACAUUUGGGCAAUGCCGACAUGAUUCAGCCAGGACUUACCCCUCUGCAGCCAAAUUGGAUGGACACUUUAGAAUUUUUUCCAGAUAUUUUCAUAUCUCCUGCCACCGCUACCUCCAGCCUGACUCCCAGUGCUGCCCUGCCAGGGGCCAACGCACAUUGUUCCCAGACUCCGAGCCUCUCUUCCACCUCUUUGCGCAGCCCACUUCCUGCUAUGAACCUCGGAGAAGAGCUGGUUGCCCCUCCAGUGCCUGAGCCCAUCCUGCCCCCCAUGGUGGUGGGGAACGACCAGUGCCUCGGCCUGCGGAGCGAGGACCCGUGCCUCCAGCCUUCCGGCUUCCCCCCCGAGCUGCCCCUGGCCAGUCAGCCACACUUCCUGCCUCGGUUCCCAGCGCUGGGGCUCCCUCUUCAGCCCGAGGUCCCUCCUCUGCCGCCUCAGCCGCAGCAGGCCAUGCUUCCCCUGAGUACGGACCUGGCCCUGCAGGUGCCCAUCUUUGCUCCUCCCGAGGCGCCCAAGUUCGGCCUCAGCAAGCCCUCAGUCAUCACCCACACCGCCUCAGCCACUCCCACGCAGAACGUCCCCGCCACCACCUUCAGCCAUGGCCAGGCUGGACUCUUGGCCACCCAGCAGCCUGGGGUGGGAGUGCCUUGCACGGUAGCGACACUCCAGACGGCAGGAGUGCCUCAGCCACCUCUGCUGCAGCCACACUCGUCCUUCGUCCUUCCCAUGGCUGGCCCUGGGCCGAGGGCCAGGAAGCCCCAGCAGAUUGCACCUGCUCCAGUGGAGGCCGUGCCCUUGAUGCUGAACAGUGCCUUCCUCUCCCCAGUCCGCGACUGUCCGCCAUCAAGGCAGGCCUCCCCCCGCCCCUCCGAGCAGAGCCUCAGCCCUCAGUCCCCGCAGAGCGGCCGCUGCAGGAAAGCCACCCCUGAUCCACAGGGAUCCAUUUUUAAGAGUCGCAGGAUGAAGCAUAUUUCAGCGGAACAGAAGCGGAGGUGUAAUAUCAAGAUCGGCUUUGGCACCCUCAACAGCUUGGUGUCGCCAAACUCUAAAUCAAUCAGCCACGCUCUCACCCUCCAGAAGACGGUGGAAUACAUUGCCAAGCUGCAGCAGGAGCGCUCUCAAAUGCAGGAGGAAGCCAAGCGCCUCCGGGAACAGACCGUAGAGCUGAACACGGCCAUCAUUUCUUGCCAGCAGCAGUUGCCCGCCACAGGGGUGCCCAUCACGAGGCAGCGGUUUGACCAGAUGCGGAACAUGUUUGAAGACUACAUCAGAAACCGGAGCCAACAAAACUUGAAAUUCUGGAUUUUCACCGUCAUCAUCAAGCCUCUGUUUGAAACGUUCAACGAGAUGGUGUCUACAACCAGCCUGCAGGAGCUGAACCGGACAGCCUUGGCAUGGCUGGACGAGCGUUGCUCACUACCUGUCCUGAGGCCCAUGGUUCUGAAUAGCCUCCGACACUUGAGCACCACCACCUCCAUUCUCUCUGACCCUUCACUCUUGCAAGAACAAGCCACCCAGGCGUUGGGGAAGCUCAGCAAAACAGCCGAGGAAGCAUAACAGAAGACAAGCUCAAGCCACGGUGGACAUCCAGGCCUCACCAAGACUUUGUCACCUUCCCCAGUUUGGGUCUUCCUCCAGAUGUGUAGGAACAACCGUUCCUUGAAUUUCCCAGCCAGCAUGCUGGCUGAGAAUUCAAGGAUUCACUUUCCCCACAUGUGUGGAGGAGCACCAAGCUGUAGAAGGUUGGCUUAGAAGCUUCCUUGUGUUGACUCCCCAUCGAGGACAAGAGGCAUCAAACUGAGUGUUACGUUGGGGAGGAUGGAGGGUUGAAGCUGCCAAAUAACUGUUCUUCAACGCGGCCUUUGGGUUUGGUCAAAUGGGAAAAUCCAACUCAGGUAAACUGCUUCCAGCAAUAGACGCCUCCUUCAAUGCAACCUAUCUAAAUAUAUGCAGUAGAGAUACGUUUUUUUGUCCAACCCCACCUCAGUCACAAGGCUUAGAGAGAAGGGAUGGGAAGAGGCCAAGAGAUCUGGCUACUCAAUCAAAGGUGGAAGCUGGGAUCUGAAGAACUGUGCCCUCACCGUAUGGGCAGCCUUGACCAGAGGCUGCCAGAUGUUGGGCAGAGCAAGCCACCUCGGGAAUGGGGGGACGGGGAUGUCUCUAACAAUUUAGGAAACAGCCUUUGUAAAAGGCCCCCCCCCCCCCAAUCCACCACAUGCGGCUGACUGGAGGUGUGCAGAAGAAGCUCUUUGAAUUCCAGCCAGUUAGUAGAAGGGGAGAGAGAUUUUUCCUCCAAAAUAGAAAAUAAUUGUGCCUCAUUAUUUUUUUAUGACCUUGGCAGCAAAGAGACCCGGUCACCUCUUGGCUCUUUCUCUCAACCUCCCAGCUGCCUUUCGGGUAUUACUGAGGUUCUCGGUGGUUCCAUCUGUCUUAGGAAAGUCCACUUGUCUCAGGUUGCCCUCUGCAGGCUGUCUAGCGGAGCCUGUUUCCAGAGCUGUUCGUGUGCACGUAGCAAUGCAAGCGUUUUCCCUUCUUUGGGAAGAAUAAUUUGAAAGUGUGGGAGAAAAAAAAAAGGAUAGCCAG
This is a messenger RNA of Python bivittatus (Burmese python), 6599 nucleotides long. The record is from RefSeq and is a predicted model, not a curated record. Lineage: Eukaryota; Metazoa; Chordata; Lepidosauria; Squamata; Pythonidae.